CUUCGACGGCCGCCCAAAUCGCAUCGUUGAGGCGCUGAACUCACGAGUCUACUCGCGAACGUAAGAUUUACUCCCGCGAUCGCAGAUCAUUCGCGCGCGCGCGCGAGAGAGAGUGUGUGAUAACAACAAGUGAAAGGAGGGCGCGAUCGCGCGGUGAAGAGAUAUUCCCGAAGUGUGGUUGCGAAACUUGACGUGCUGUGGUGUGAGGAAUUCGGGAAUUCGUCAACGGCGAGGACGACGAAGAGGAGUCGGGUGGUGGAACAGGCUCGCGGGAAGGUUGUGUUAUUGUUUUGAGCGUUGCGAGGAUCGGCGUUUGGCCAGGUGAUUCCGUACAAUAGCUAAGGGGUUUUGAAGAAGAAAAAUCAGCGAGCGGUGAAAAGUUUCGCUUUUCGCGAUUUGGUUCGGUGGAGACGAAGACGAGGUUCUGAGAUUUGACGGUGCAGGGAAGAUCGGGCCUGAAAUCGAAAGGGCCCCCGGUGAGGAGUUACUCUAGUGUGACGGGACGGGGUUUGUGCGUUUUGUUUGGGGCUUUUUUUUCUCGUGUGUACGUAAGUGUGAAGAAGGCCGAUGAUGAUGGCCGGUAGUGCUUUGUGGUCGCCGACUGGAAAAUAAUACAGCGACAGGAAGUGAGAGAUUUGAGUGUUGUUAUUUUUUUUGAGGGGUAGAUAGUCAGACGAUAGAGACGAGGACGCGAUGGAGAGCAAAGCGGAGAUUCGCUCAAAGCCGAUCCUGAGUCCGACCCGCUCGUUGGACGAGGGUUUCGAGAGUGACCCGGACCGUAUCUCGACGGAUUCGGAGCACGGAACGGCGCAGACUGCACCGGCGUUCGACGUUCUGCAGCGAACCGAUCGCGAUGGAGUUCAGCACACACAGAUCGCACGGCGAACCCAGGACGGUGGUCCGCUGGCCAAGGACAGUGGCCCCGAGAGCAUCCUCUGCCUUGACGGAGAGAUCGAGAACGAACUUCGCAGCAAGCUCGAGAAGACUACCCUGGGACGACCUCCAACGGGACUCCAACCGCAGAAGCAAAACCCCAACAACCAGCAAGCUUCCCAGCAGAUCCGUUACCGUCGAAUUAAGACACGUGCACCGCCACCUCCCCUGGGAAGCUAUUACUACCAGAAGCGAUCCCAGUCGGUGGAUUCCAUGAACCGCGCUAAUCUACACCACACAAACCCCUACGAACCACCCGGUGGCGGAAUGUCCCCCCACCUGGUCGACAUGGUCAACAGCCACGGCGACGUCCUGGCCGGCCGGUUCGUACGUGUCUCGGUUGAUCCGCGCCACCAGGCGCCGCCACAGCAUCAAUCGCUCCAGCAUCAACCGCUCCAGAACCACCCGUACCGCCACUCGUCCCUCUCGACCAACAACAUCUACAAGUACUGUCACGCAUCGACGCCAAUGACCCACCACCACCAAAUGCACUCGAUGCAUCACAACCAUCACGGUCACCAACAUCACCACCACCAUCACCACUCCAACCCGCAACGCAACGGCAAUCUGUACUCACUGCCGCCGCAGUACGGCGGAUUAUCCGCCGAUCCGGACCCAACAAUGAUCCAGUCACAACCUCCGAUAAGCGGAGGAGCAGGAGCAGGAGGAGGUCGCAGCUACAAACAUUUCAACCACGUUCCAGUGUGCUGGACGCAGUCGAUACCAAGGCAAACUAGACGGUACAUCACACCGACCGCCUUGCCCCAGUUGAUAGCCCCGUCGAACAAAUCGUCGUCGUCCUUCACCGGGGGUGGCACCGGCAGCGGCAUCUCCCAGAAGCUCCGCGAUCUGGCCACCUCGGCCGGUCUGCUGACGGCGAAGCCGCGGCCCCCGCUCAAGCCGGUCAUCAAGUCAAGCUCGCCCCGCGGCGCCGGGGGAGGAUCCUCCAGCAGCACCGGAAGUGGCGGUGAAUUCCCGAAAAAGGUCACGUUCAGCGCGUUCGCCACCGUGCAGGUCGUUUGACCAUGCGGAUACAAAAUACGCCAAAACUCAACGAGAAACGAAGGGGGGGAGGGGACCAGCACCAAACGACAAACUACAACCCAGCAAAUAUCAAUUAUUUCGUGCAAUUAUCGGAAAUAAUUCGUUAUUUGCACCAACCAACGAACAACGCGAACAAGCACUCGCGACACAACAUGCAUAAUAGUGCGUUUAGACUCCAGACGACUGUGCCAGCAAUGACAGCGUUCACAAUGUGCAAGAAACCCAGAACCAGCAAAACCGUUUACGAAAAACAUCACAACUAAAACACACGUUGAAAAACACUUGCCAGAACACGCGACACACGUGAGACCAGAGUACGGAACACACAGCUCGAUAGAACAGUGGCUUAAAAUCGGAAAAAUAAUGGUCAAAAUAACCCAACGAACAACCCUUAAAAAACAAUUUUGACCAAAUUUCACACCAAUCUGACCCAUUGUGCACUUUGAACCACUAAACGAACCUUUCGAUCGGUACCAAUUUUCUCGUCAACACAGCAACAACAAAAAACCCAGCCCCGACGAUUGCGAUCACGUAGCGGCAAGUGGACAAAUCAGAUCGCGCGACUUACCUUCCCCAUGUGGUCCUGGACGUACUCUCGGCUAUAAAUAUAUGCAAUCGAACUGUAUUAUAGAACCCCUAUAUUAUGUUAGACAACGAAGGAAAAAAACACACUACACAUAAACACCACUCAUUUGUGAUUUACGAGCCAUUUUUAGCCUUUACUAGUAAGUGAACGAGGGGAAAUGUUUCCUUUUGCUAACUAAAUUUUAUUAUUCUAUUUUUUCAACCGUUGCUCGUCUAACAAGAAAUUUAAAUACUUCUAAUUAAAAUCAAAACCUUUUUCCAACAUUAGAAAGUGGAUUUGAACAUUCAGGGUGGAAAUGGUGUUCCUUAUUAUUGCCAGUGUGAUUUUUUUCGUUGAAAGAUUCAAUUUCUUAAAAAUAUCAGUAAUUAGCAGUGAAAGAUCUAACUGGCUGAAACAUUUUGGGGACCUUUCCUAUGAUAUAAGCUGGCAUUUUGUAUCAUUGGUUCGUCCAUACAAUUUUGACUUUAAGCUGUACAAAAAAUGUAUAAAAGUAUUCGAAAAUCUGUAUGAUGCACGGAGAAAAAUCUGUUCCCAAAAUCUUGCAUUGACACGCUUUCAAAUUUGGAAUUAAAACACCUUAUUCAUGGUUCCGAAUUUCAUGAUCGUUUGUUCACGAUUUAGUAAACUGAUCUUUUUCGUGCCAGAAGGAGUUUAUUGAUUGGUAUUCCGCAAAGUUAAGGGUUAGGAUGAGGAUUAUUUAAAGAAAAACAUUGUUACACUCUCAAAAAAAACUUAUUUUUAACAAUCUUUUUUGGCAAAUUGUUAAAUAUCUAGUAAACCGUGAACUUUAAAAAGUAUAGAAAACGAUCUCUAACAAUUUCAAAUAAUCAUUUUUAAAAGCAACAUCGAAAUCGAAAAGCACCUUAUUUUUUCAAGAAAAUGCACAACUUUCGUGUUAAAGCCAUUUCAGGGUGAAUUUUAGGUAAUAAUAUGAAUAUUGUUUGUUUUCUUUCAAAAGUGCACAUGAAAUCCCUUUCUGAAACUGUUUUUUUCUAGUGGCUGAGAUAAUGCUCAUUGUCGGACUCAAAAAAUCGGACAAAUAACUUAAAUUGAGAAAAUUUAGAGAAUGGUCAAACAUUGUAUAUUAGGCCUUUUUCAAAUGUUAUCCUUAGUUUAUUGAUAUUUUGGAAUAUUUCUACACUGAAACCCCGAUGGUUUGACAUCAAUUUUUUUCAAACGAAUGGUGUCACUUUUUAGUUUGACACCGUCUUCACACGGAGCUUACACUUACUACCAAACAUUUGGUUUGAUAGUAUGUGUGAGUCCCGUGUAAAAAAGUGACAGUUCAUCACAUUUUAGUUUGACUUUGUCAAACCAACAAGAUACAAACUAAAAAGUGUCAAACGAAAAAGUGACCAACCCCCGGGGGAUGAGUUCAUUUGAAUGUUUGGAAUUUUUUACUAAUAGUUUGUUUUCAAUGUUAAAAAAGACUAAAAAUUGCGAGAAAUUGUCGAGACUAACGCUCGUUUAAAAAACAAAUAAAACAUAUUUUUCUCACGUUCAAUUCAUAGAAAUUUUAUAUCUCGACAUCUAUUUGUUUGAUUUUCAAAAUCCAAGCAUCAAAAUUGUAAUCGAUUGUUCAAUCGUUUGAAAAAUGUAUUUUCAGCUAGGAUCAAACAUGGGCACCAUUGUUACCUAAAUCAAAAAUAUACAUUUUCACCAGACCUAAGUUUCUUGUUGCUAAACACGAAGAAGGUGCAUUUCAUCGAAAAAAUUAAGCUGGUUUUCUAUUUUAGUUUAAUUUUGUUCAGAAAAAAUAUCAUAGAAAAAAUCUUUGAUUUUCAAAACUGGGGACAGAAAAGGCAACUUUUUUGAGAAUUUUACUCUUUGCAUAAUCAUUUUUUUAGCGAAUAAAAACAAAUUAAUUGAAGUGGUUUAUUUAAAGAGUGCCUUUUUUCUGAGUCAUCUCAUCAUACCUUCAACAAAAGACGCAACAUUGAUCAGAAAAUCACUUUUUAAAACACAGAUUUUGGAAUACUGACAUACCAUAGUUGUGUGGACAGCUACCAAAAAACGGUUAUUCGUUCGAUCAACAAAACAAUUACUGAAAAGAAAAUUAGAUCUUUUAAAAUACACCAUCAAUAUUUAUAAUUUUUUUUUCAAAAUUUCCAGCAGACGCUUACAGGAUAAAAAUCCUGUAAGCAGAAUGUUUGAAAAAAUCACAAAUUCAAUUUUGAAUAAAAAGUUAUUGAUUGCGAAAACAAAACAUUCGACGUUAUCGUACUAUCUUGUCGCAAGUCGCUUUUUGACGUUCCAAGAAAAACUCGUUUUAAUGUUUGACCUAUCCGGAACCCGGAUAUAUAAUCAAAGGGCUUACAGUAGUUGGGCAAGUACGUGUGUCAAACGAGCUCUGACCUGAACUCUCUGUGGCCAGUUGUCGCUCUUACAGCAAUUUUUCAGAAUGUGUCAAGAUAGUACGAUCAAAUUGAAUCUUAUUUCAUAUGAAAAAUGACAACAAUGCACAGAGUUUUCCGGUCUUUAGGGGAUCUGUGAAAAUCUAAAGGUGUGGCAUUGAGAGCAGCAUGAAAUGACUUGGUUUCGAAUUCGUCAACAUUGAUGUUAUGCAUUCGCUCACAAGAUCUCUAUCCGGUUUAACCUCUUAACACCCAGAGGCCUUUCCGGAUCAACCUUCAUUUACUUUGAUCCCAUCGAGCAAAACAAACCGAAAACCCAAAAUCAAUCCCAAUCUGCUCGAUCAACCACAAUCGUUCACCGAUCGAGCCGGAAAUUGCCCGCUUAACUGGCAACACUUUCACAAAAUUAGCCACCACAAGAUCAACAACCGAUCGGACGCAAUUUAAGAAAUCACCCCUCGUCCUCUACCCCUUCGAAAUAAUUACUCCACACGUGAGCAACACCCAACACAUCCCACACACGUGAAUCGGUAAUAACCUCCCCCAACAAAUCGGUGAUCAAAUUGUUCGAUCAGUCGGCGCGGUUCACGGUUGUGUUACGCAACACAAUCAAAGUCACGUGCUCUGGGUUUAUUUAAGACAAAAAAGCGUGUUAUUUUAUUUUAAAUCUUUUCCCUCUAAUCGGCUCAGUCCCUCAUUUUACACUGUAUACUAUUGUUGUAAGUAAUGUAUAGAAAAAAACAAUUUAAAUCAAUCAAUUUUAGCUUUACACUUAAGCAAUGAAUCACAAAUAAAGUUACGCUAAUCAAUUCUAGGGUAUGAAAAUGUAAUAAAAAAACAAAUUAAACAAAAGUCACUCAGAUGAUGUGUGACGCGAUUUGGAAACAAGCAUCGAAAAACGUGUAAAUAUUGGCUGACUAAAAGAGCAAUGAGCUGGAUGUCAAAUUUGUAAAUAAGAGAAACGAAGUGGAAAUCUAAUAAAAAUGCAUACGCACACACAAAUAGUGAGAAAGAAGAAAA
Messenger RNA from Culex quinquefasciatus (southern house mosquito), 5937 nucleotides. Its product is annotated as homeobox protein caupolican. The record is from RefSeq and is a predicted model, not a curated record. NCBI's taxonomy places the organism in Eukaryota, Metazoa, Arthropoda, Insecta, Diptera, Culicidae. The transcript is spliced from 2 exons. Bases 694 to 1956 code for a protein of 420 amino acids.